This is a messenger RNA of Lactuca virosa, 4048 nucleotides long. NCBI's taxonomy places the organism in Eukaryota, Viridiplantae, Streptophyta, Magnoliopsida, Asterales, Asteraceae. The record is from the annotation of a GenBank genome assembly.
AUUUCCUUCCCCCCCACCCCCCCCCUCAAAACACACACACAGAAGGCAUGACAAUUAUACAAAAUCUGUAACAGUGGUGGUGACAUUGAUGACGAAUCCGACAUGGGAAAAAAACUUGCAGAUGAGAUGAAAAACAAUGGAAACUUUUGUUUAAAGCUUUCUCUUUCUCUUUCAUGAUUUUGUCAUCUGCGUGUUUUUUGGAGUGUUUUGGUGUGUGUUAUGAAUUGAUUCCAACGGCCCCACCACAUCAAACUUGCUAACUUUCCUCUUCUCAAAUCCCAAAACCAAAUUUCUCAUCGCCAAUUUCCCUCCCACCCACCCACCCACCAUCACCGUGAAAAAGAUCCAUACUUCUUCUUCGUCAUCUCCAUCGCCACUGAAACUAUAUGGCUGCCAUACCAAAACCCUCCAUUGUUUUCUCAAUAAAAUAAGUGAAUUGGGUGUUUAAUCGAUCUGGGAUUCUCUCCUUUUGGUCGAUUUAUGAUACCCUUUUCUCAAAAUUUCUUUUUUAUUUUUAUCCUUAUUUUGUUUUCGUGAUCUAAAUUCAGUUUUAUUUGGACAUUUUCUUGAAUGUAAUUUGAUUAGAUGAUGAGAGAUUUGCAGAAAGAUCCAUCUGGGUGUUCUGCUUCCUGAGAAAAUUGAGAUUCCCACAUUGUAUUAAGAUCCUAUUUUGUGUUUUCUUAUAGUGAUUCAUCAGAUCUUUUAGUAUUUCUUAAAAAAACUUCAUUUUUUUCGGCAUUCUUAUUUUGUGUUUGUGUGAUUUAGUGUGUUUUUUUAGUGUAUCAUGAAUUGAUAGCCCCAUCACAUCAAUGCAAAAUCGAAGUGUCAAUUGCGUCUUCGUCUUCUUCUUCAUAGCAACCACCCCACUGCCCUUUUCUCACAUUUCUACAGUCUUUAAUGGCUGCCACAACUUUACACCUAAUUUCACUCAAUAAAAUAAGUGGGUUAGUGUUUAAUCCAUUUGGGGUCUCUCUCUUUUGAUCAAUCGAAGAAAACCCUUUUCUUAUUUUUUUUUUCAAUUUUUUCUUUUUUUAUAUACUUAGCGUAAGCAUUAUUGAAGCAUAAUUUUCGACUUUUUUUUGACGUUAUCUCCAAGAUAAUCGAUCAGAUUCUGGGUUUUUUGUUUUUGAGAAAUUUGCAAUACCCACAUUGAAUUAAGUUCUCUAACUCAUCAAGAUUUUGGUUACAAUCCGGAUGUUUGAUUUCUCCAACCCUUCAAAUUUGCGGCUUUUCUGGAGUUGUAGAUUUGACUUUUAGGGUUUUAUAAAUCUUAAAAGGCAUGAUUGCUUGUCUUCCAAGGUGUUGAUCAUCACGUUUUUCAACUGGAUUGCAAAUCACACUUCUCAAAUUGAAAUUACGAAGUAAAAUUGGGUGAAAAGAGAAAAAGGGAAAAUACCUUUUUGAUUCUUUAUCAAUACAAGAAUUCAAAUUCAAAGGGUUCGAAAAUUUCAGGAAAAGAAAACACGGAUUUUGUUUGAUAAAAUCAUCAUAAAUAAUAGAGUAUAAUGGCAAAGAGAUCAAAACAACGUGGUGGUAGGCAAAAGAAAGAGCAGUCAGGUUGUAUGUGGGGAUUAAUUAGUAUGUUUGACUUUCGACAUGGUCGGGCUACAAAAAGGCUUCUUUCAGAUCGCAAAAGAUACACACCCACUUAUAAUGCUACUCAUGAUUCUCCAUACCUUUCAUCCGAAGUGAGUUUGCCCACAAAUUCUGAAGAGUUGCAUCAAAGCAUCGAGAAACCUGGCUUUGAUCUCAUGAGGACAAGAGUGAAGGAACUUAUUAAAGAAGAGAUGUUCAUGGACCAAGAUUCAAAGAAGCAAAAUGACAUCAACAAGUUAGAAAACCACAAACCAAAGCAUACAGAAAACAUAUUAAAAGAAUCUCAUAAUCAAGAAAUCUCAAUCACUCAUCAAGUUUCACCUCAAAAAACCUCACAGUAUCAAGAUCUCGAAGCUCUCGUGAAAGAAAUCUUGCUGAUUUACCAAAAAAAGAACGAACAGAAUGGCGAUCCAGACACAGGGGCAAAACGGUCUUUUCCUAUUGUUGAAGAAAAGCUUGUUGCGGCCAUCGAGACGUUGCUUAAUGAAAACGGUGGCCACAAGAAGUUUCACCAUUCGAGAGAGAUGUUUCAGAUGUUGAGUUCCAAUAAAGAAAUGUUCUUCAAACUCAUUCAAGAUCAAAACUCGAUUUUACUAAACGAAGACCAAAAGUCAAAGUCAAAGUCAAAGUCAAAGGCGAUUUCGGUGUCGAAGUUUCCGGAAAUCGAGCAAACGGAUCAAGAAUCAGAGGAGCCCGUGACCCAUAAGCACCGCAAGUUUUUUAGAAGAAGGAGCAAGUCCGUAGAUAAUAUACCCAUGAACGAAAAGGGUAAAAUCGUCAUUUUGAAGCCGGGUUCCCCCGACAAUCAAAUAGUGAACGAAAAUUCGUCACAAUUUUCUUUCAUGGAGAUUAAAAGACGACUUAAAAAUGCGAUGGGGAAGGAGCAAAGAACACCGGGGAAAACAGUUGAUGGACAUGGUGGAUGGAGUUCUCCAAAUAGAAAUCAUUUUUAUACGGAAAGAUUCACCAAAGCUACUACUAAUUUUCAUUCAUGGAGGUCAAAAGACGAUUUAGCCCAUGGAAGGGUUUCGAAAUUACGAGAAUCCGAAAUGAAUGAUGAGGAUACGAAUCAUCGGAUAUCGAAUAUUUAUGUUGAGGCUAAGAAACAUUUAUCAGAGAUGCUCACAAGUGGAGAUGAAGAUGCUGAUUUGAUGAUGAGAAGCUUACCUAAAAGUCUUGGCAGGAUUUUGUCUCUUCGAGAGUACAAUUCUCUUUCUCCCGGUACAAGUCCUAGAGCACAAGAUAUUCGUUUGGUCAACAAAAGUCAACCUUCUACGGACCAUGAAGAAAAUAUAACUUCUGAAGAGGGUCAAGUGAUUGUAGAAUUGGAAUCUUGUGAUAAAGAACACAAAGAAGAACAAACAGAAGGUGUAGAUGUUUUGUGUGAAUCACACGGGUCUAUAAACGGCGUAGAGGACAACCACAAUGCAGUGAUUCCGGAUUCUUCUAAUGAAGAAAGCUCUUCAGACAGUUUGAAACAGGAUUUACCCAAUGAGAACGACUCAUCAUCUUGUGGACCACAUAUAAUAGAGCCUACAGUAGCUAGCAAGACAGAAGAACGCGAGAUCACUCCCUCUGAUAAAGCCGGAAAGCCGAGUCCUAUUUCCGUUCUCGACCCGUUAUUCUCAGAUGAUGACAUCAGCCCCGCAAGAACCGUUUCUCGACCCGUCGAACCUGCGAUUCAACCACUGCGUAUCCAAUUUGAUGAAGAACCUGUUUCCCGUUCUGAAGAUCAACAAAUACGAAUCACAAAUUCUGAGGAUAGUGAGGAAUCUGCGUUUGAAUACAUUGAAGCUGUGCUCCUUUCAUCUGACCUAAACUGGACCGAUUUUGAAAAAAGGUGGCUUUCGGGUACACAGAUUCUUGAUCCAUGUAUAUUCGAGGAAGUGGAAACGUUUUCGGGUCGGGCCCAAUAUGAUCAACGCCUUCUAUUUGAUUCGACCAAUGAAGUUCUUGAAGAGGUAUGCGAUCAUUUUAUUCCCGAAUCAUUGUUCAUUAAAAAGGCCGUUUGGCCCGUUCCUAAAGGAAUGGAUCUAAUAAACGAGGUUUGGAGAAGAAUCGAGUCACGUCUUUGUAAGGUUUACCCUCGAGAUUUAGACAAGCUUGUGAGAAACGAAUUGGGAACAUCAAAAAUGUGGUUGGAUUUGGACAAUUUUCGAUCCGAGUCUCGGGAAAUAGUUGUCAAGAUCGAAGAAUCAAUCUUUGAUGAAACAAUGGAUGAUACCCUUUUGAGUUUAUUUGAUAGAACGAAUGAUGGUUUAUCAUGAAGACCCUGAUUUUGGGAUUGGAAGAUGGUGUUCUUGUUUUCUUUAUUAGCGAGGAUUUUAGGGUUUGGUUAAUGUGUGUUUCACUGUUUUGCGUGGUGCUGUUACUUUUUUUCACAUAGUUACAAAGAUACAUGAACGCGGAGGUUAGUUUGUAACUACAUAUAUAUAAAUAGGUGUUUGUUUGU